AUGCUACACCAGGAGGAACGAGUGCCCAAAGGGUACGCCUUCGUAACACCACCAUCAGCCAAGGGCAACAACCACAAUGCAGUACACCUUCGCUCUGACGGCAACCUGACCAAGCCAUGUGACUUCACCUUCGAAGCCAUCCGGCCCAACGUCUUCCGCACAACUUUCACCUCAGAGGACCACCCGCUGCCGCCCUUCCCAAGCGUUCGCCUUCCGGGCGUCGGAAACAACAGCAGCGCCACUCAGACCAGUGAUGUACCCGGAGCCAAGCAGAUAACCCUGCACAACGCCCAGGCCAGCACCACCGCGACAGUGGACUACACCCACACGCCGGUGGUGACGAUCCGCCUAGGAGACCACACAAUCCACCAGGACCUCCCGCUGCGGUCGUACGCGCUCGACGGCAGCGGCGUGGCACACUACAGCGCCUACAGGAAGGGCACACUGCACGUGGGACUAGGCGAGAAGGCGGCGCCGAUGGACCUGUCGGGCCGCGGGUUCGCGAUCACGGCGUCGGACACUUUCGGCUACGACGCGCACCGCACCGACCCGCUGUACAAGCACGUGCCGCUGCUGAUCAACGUCCUCCCCGGUGCGGGCGGCGGCGCGGUGGGCGUGUUGUCAACGUCGCAUGCGCGCGGGGCUUGGGCCGUGGGCAGCGAAAUCGAUGGGCUGUGGGGCCAUUUCAAGGUGUACCGGCAGGCCUUUGGCGGGCUGGAGGAGUACGUGAUUGUGGGCGGGAGCGUGGCGGAGGUGGUGCGGGCGUACGCGGAGCUGGUUGGGUUCCCGUUGCUCGUGCCGCGGUAUUACCUUGGGUAUGUGUCGGGCGGGAUGAUGUACAGCAUGGUGGACGAGCCGGUGCGGGCGGUGGAUAAUAUUGUGAAUUUCCUGGAUAAGUGCAAGGACAUGGACAUACCCGUCUCGGCGCACCAGAUGAGCUCCGGGUAUACCGUCUCCGAGACGCCGCCCAAGACGAGGAACGUCUUCACGUGGAACCGCCACCGGUUCCCGGACCCCAGGGAUUUCACCAGGAGAUGCCACGAAAGGGGUGUCAGGAUCUUGGCGAAUAUCAAGCCGUACGUACUGGCGAACCACCCGGACUACCAAAAGCUGUCAGAGGCAGGUGCGUUCUUCAAGGACCCCCUGACCGGCAAGACGGCGGUGGCACGACUGUGGAGCGCGGGCGGUGGCGAGAGCGGCGAGGGCAGCCACGUCGACUUCACCAGCAAGGCCGGAUACCAGUGGUGGUACGACGGGUGCAAGAGCCUGAAGGAGGUUGGGAUCGAUGCUAUGUGGAACGACAACAACGAGUACAACACCCCCAACGACACCUGGGAAUGCGCAUUGGACUUGCCCAAAGACAUAGAGACCAUUCACACCAAUGCCCCGGCUAAUGGUGACAACCGCAUCGGCCUCUGGGGCCGCGCGGCGAACACAGAGCUGAUGGGAAAGAGCUCAUGGCAAGCGUGCGUGGACGCCGAGCCGGACGUGCGGCCGAUGGUGUUGACGCGGAGCGCAACGGUGGGCACAAUGAAGUAUGCCUGUGCCAGCUGGAGCGGCGACAACGUGACCAGCUGGGAGGGCAUGAGGGGCAGCAACGCGCUGGCGCUCAACGCGGGCUUCUCGCUCAUCCAGUGCUACGGCCACGACAUCGGCGGCUUCGAGGGCCCGCAGCCCACGCCGGAGCACCUCGUGCGGUGGGUGCAGAUGGGCGUGUACUCGCCCAGAUUUGCCAUCAACUGCUACAAGACGUCGCCCGAGGACAACCUCGUCGGCGAGGUGAUCGAGCCGUGGCAGUACCCCGAGUCGACGGAGCUGAUCCGCAGAGCCAUCAAGCGGAGAUAUGAGCUGCUGCCGUAUAUGUACUCGUUGAGCAUCAAGAGUCACCUUACGGCCGUGCCGCCGCAGCGAUGGACUGGAUGGGGCUACGAGAGCGAUGACACCGUCUGGACAAAGGAGGUCAAGGACGGCGAAACUCAGUACUGGCUUGGGGACGCCCUAUUAGUUGCUGGGGUCUUUGAACCCGCACAAGAACAUGUACGGGUAUAUCUGCCGUCUUCCAACGACUCUGGUCACGACGUGAAAGGCGACGUUGUCCGAUUCUCAAACCAGGACGCAACACCCACGACCAGGUUCGGAUUUUUCAACACCAAGGCUCAGGAAGGGGGUCGAUUCCUGCCUUCUGGCGGGUGGCAACGCAUCGUUGCUGCUUUGGAUAUCAACGGAAGUCAAGACGGGCGGCCGGCUCCAAACCACAUUCCGGUAUUGGCACGGGUUGGUAGCGCUAUACCUGUUGGCAAGAACCGCCACACGACAUCGUCUCCCUAUGAAGAUCCCGAGUUCCCUCACGAGGACAAAGAUGACUGGCGUGGAGUGGAAAUUUAUCCUCCCCUUGUUGGGUCACCAAACAGCGACGGCGCCGAGGAGGAUCAAUUUGGCUUCAGUACCCCGCGCAAGGUAGCCUUCGAAACCACCUGGCACGAAGACGACGGCAUCAGUGCCUCACAUAUUGCAGACGUCCAGCGUUGCACCCUCACUCUGGAGUACACCGUGAGUAUCGGCUUUAGCAAGGAAAAGACAAAUGAAGCUGGCAUCGAGGUCAAGUGCACCAUCAGGGGCACCAGCCAGAGGGAGAAGGGCGGCACAGGAUUGAAGUGGCAACCUUUGUGGCUCGACAACGGAAUCGAUGUGGUCUUGCCCGUGGGCGUAGCAAGCAAGGUCACUAGUGGAUCGGAUGUGACUGAGGCUAGGAGAAGCUCUGAGACCUACGCCCUUGAGGGCCGGCGGGUAUGGAAUAUUCCCGUAGCUAGGGAAUGGACGACCUGA
Messenger RNA from Diaporthe amygdali, 2826 nucleotides. RefSeq lists its product as uncharacterized. Gene Ontology annotation, molecular function: carbohydrate binding; hydrolase activity, hydrolyzing O-glycosyl compounds. Lineage: Eukaryota; Fungi; Ascomycota; Sordariomycetes; Diaporthales; Diaporthaceae. Bases 1 to 2826 code for a protein of 941 amino acids. Gene Ontology annotation, biological process: carbohydrate metabolic process. The transcript has a single exon. The record is from RefSeq and is a predicted model, not a curated record.